AUGUAUUCAUUAACUGCCCAAAUAAACACUACUCACCUUUUCAAAGAUUGUCUAGACAACCAAUGCUAUAGUUGUAAUGAAUUUGGUUAUAUUGAAAUCAAUUGCCCUCUUGCCCAACUCAUACUUGAUAAUCUUACUUUUAAAUGUGAAUAUAACAAAGAUCAACUUUAUAAAUUAAAAGAGAAACUUGCUUGUACUGCUUGCUACAAAACUUAUUAUGAAGCCCUUGACCCAAAAGACCCCAGAAAUCAAGAAUAUUACCAAACAGGACUUGAAGAAUUAUGGUUCUGUGAAUUAGAACAUAUAUAUGCUUAUAAAAUCUUUACAAACCUCCAAUAUAAUCCGAAUUAUGAAAUUUGGAAUAGAAUUAGACAUUAUACUGAGUCUACCAGGAAUGCUGGACACCAGUAUGAUUUAAACCAAGACCAAAUUUAUCAUUUAAUUACAGAACUAUAG
This is a messenger RNA of Racocetra fulgida, 456 nucleotides long. Lineage: Eukaryota; Fungi; Glomeromycota; Glomeromycetes; Diversisporales; Gigasporaceae. The record is from the annotation of a GenBank genome assembly.